Rhagoletis pomonella (apple maggot) is the source of this 2697-nucleotide messenger RNA. RefSeq lists its product as uncharacterized. The transcript has 3 exons. Bases 1 to 2697 code for a protein of 898 amino acids. The record is from RefSeq and is a predicted model, not a curated record. NCBI's taxonomy places the organism in Eukaryota, Metazoa, Arthropoda, Insecta, Diptera, Tephritidae.
AUGGCGACAUUAGAGCAGGUGGUUGCGACUCUUCUAUCAAGACAGCAAGAAACCGCGGAGCAACAAAAACUGCUCUUGGAACGUUUAAUUGCUGUGACAGCAAAUUAUACCAAUGGACAAAAUGAGCGGGGCUCACCAACAAACAGUACAUUGGGCGGAUCAGAAGCUCUAAUGGAGACUCUUGCGAAGAGCAUACGUGAAUUCGCUUAUGACCCUGAGGAAGGUCAAACUUUUGCCAAAUGGUACGUGCGGUAUGAGGAUAAUUUUAAUGUGGAAGCUGCGUCACUGGAUGAUGCCGCAAAAGUGCGCUUGCUCCUAAGGAAGGUAAGCACGAAUGUGUUCGACAAAUAUCGGGACUAUAUUUUGCCUGCCCAGCCGCGUGAUAUCAAGUUCGAGGACAUUAUUGCAACGCUAAAAAAACUUUUUGGGAAAAAGGAGUCACAGUUCAGUAUUAGGGUAAAAUGCAUACAGAAUGUGCGUAUGAAUGACGAAGAAGUUAUAACAUAUGCAGCCCGAGUCAAUAGGUUAUGUGAAAAUUUUAAUCUUCGGGAUUGUACGGGUAAUAAUUUUAAAUGUCUAAUGUUCCUUCACGGCAUGCAAUCGGCAUCUGACGAAGAUCUGCGCGCGAGACUUCUAUCUAUGCUGGACUCGGAAACUAGUGAAAGACCUUUAACAAUCGAUAAUUUAGUAGCAGAAAUACAGCGUAUUAAGAACUUAAAAAAUGAUGCCCUCGUAUGUGCUAACCCAACGAAAGUUCAAGCGGUUUCAGAACACAAGCAAGCGAAAGUCGAUACUAAGGCAUUGCCAAGCAGACCUUGCUGGCAAUGUGGUCGUAUGCAUUUUGUUCGUGAGUGUAGCUUUACCAGCCAUAAAUGCACGCAAUGUGGUAAAGUGGGUCACAAAGAAGGUUAUUGUUCAUGCUUUUCGGAACGGAAACCGGCGAUGGCGAAACGUAACGAGACAAAGAAAAAGAGCAGGAAGCGGAAAUUUAUUAGAAGCGUAUUUACAGCGUGUGAAAAUGGUUCUCACAACCGUCGUUUUGAGACCAUAGAGAUUAAUGGCGUGGGUCUCCAACUCCAACACGAUACUGGUUCGGACGUAACCAUUAUUUCCACGCAGAAUUGGAAAAGAAUCGGCAGUCCUUCAUUGCGCUCAUGUCAGAAAUCAUUUCGUGAUGCUUCGGCAAAUCAAAUUUCGAUUGCUGGCGAAUUUGAGGCAGACAUUGUAAUGAAAGGAAAGAUAAAGCAAGCAACAAUCACUGUGUCACCUAACCUUAAUUUAUUAGGCACAGACAUUAUCUCGCUUUUUGAGUUAUGGGACACUCGCAUAACAGAAUACACGUCAAGCAGGAACGUUCAAACCAGCAGUAAAUUAACACAACCAAAUUUGCUUGCGAUGUUUCCGAGUAUACUUAGAGACGAAAUUGGUCACUUCACGGCACAAAAAGUUCACCUACAACUUAAACCACAUGCAGUUCCUGUGUUCCGUCCCAAAAGACCGAUUGCGUACGCAGCUCGCGACCAAGUUGAAAGAGAACUGAAAAGAUUAGAAGAUGAGGGUAUUAUAUCUCCAAUCAACUUUUCAAAAUGGUCAGCACCAAUCGUAGUGGUAAAAAAAGCAUCAGGCGAUGUGCGCAUAUGUAGAGAUUAUUCCACAGGUCUCAACGAUCAGCUUGAACCUCACACUUUUCCACUACCACUUCCAGACGAAAUAUUUGUUAAUUUCAACGGCUGCUCAUAUUUUUCUAUAGUGGAUCUCAACAACGCGUACAUGCAGAUAGAAGUUGAUGAAGAUACCAAAAAACUUUUAGUGAUCAACACGCAUCGAGGGUUAUACACAUUCAAUCGUUUAGCACCAGGAGUUAAAUCUGCACCCGGGGCAUUUCAACAAGUUAUGGAAUCACUUCUGUCGGGAAUUCCUGGAGUGUUCCCGUACUUAGACGAUAUUGUUAUAGCCACUAAAAGUAAAGAGCAAAACAUUAACGCAGUGAUUCAGAUAUUCGAACGUUUUAAGUUACGCAACAUCACUGUCAACUUCAACAAGUGCAAGUUUUUUCAGAAGUCCUGUACUUAUCUGGGUUAUCACAUCGAUAAAAAUGGAAUUAGCCCAGAUAAGAGCAAAAUUAACAAAAUUUUGGAACUACCGCCUCCGAAAGAUGUAAGCGAGCUUCGAACAUUUUUAGGCGCUAUAAACUACUACGAUAUACUAUCGCGUCUCAUCAGAAACACAACAAGGCCUAACGAAGAUACGAUCAUCGCUUGCUGUCAACUAGAGCGUGAAGUGAAACAAAGUGCAGUCGAAGCCUUAGAGAAUUUACCAGUAACGUUCCAGAUGAUCCAAAAUGCAACGUUGAAGGACAAAGUUUUACAAGAAGUCAUCUCAUACUUGAAGAAUGUCUCUGACGCUAGCAACUCACGCGCUUGUAUUGCAGAGCCAGAUCUCGCUACUUCACAGGAAUCGGCUUCAAGUGAUACGAGUCAGCAGACUACACCAUGCACGAAUAUGGCAGAUCCUCUGAACCAAUUGCUACCAGAGGCUAGUACCGAUGCUCCGAAUGACAACCGCGAACCGGUAACAGAGCAAACCGAGGUUCAUCCAGAGCUAAGGCGUUCAUCUAGGCGUAAAAGACCUCCUGCAUGGAUUCCAGAUUACCAUCUUUUUAAAAGAAGGAAGGAUGUUGGCAACCCACAAGUGUAG